Molecule: messenger RNA, 1677 nt
Organism: Jaminaea rosea
Lineage: Eukaryota; Fungi; Basidiomycota; Exobasidiomycetes; Microstromatales
Exons: 5
Coding region: 1-1677 (558 amino acids)
Biological process (GO): amino acid transmembrane transport
Cellular component (GO): membrane
Molecular function (GO): amino acid transmembrane transporter activity
Source: RefSeq, a predicted model, not a curated record
AUGUCUUCGAGACCAUCCGCAAAUGAGAUCUUCAUGGACCAGCUGCCCAAUCAAUCCCGCGAUCGACGCCGACAAUGCUCUGCUUCGACUCACGGAGAGGGCGAGGGCCAACAGAAGGCCAAGCUAGAGACGCGACUCGUACGUCAAAGCCUGCGGACGCGCCAUGUCUCUUUCAUCUCGCUCGCCGGUGCCAUCGGCGGUGGGCUCUUCCUCUCAACCGGCAGCACUUUGGCUCAUGCUGGGCCUAUCAGCUUGCUUGUAGGCUACGCUAUCAUGAGCUCCGUGGUCAUAUCCGUCGUCUUUUGCAUGGCUGAGCUCUCGUGCCUUGUUCCUACGACCGGAGCCUACAUUCGUCACGCGGCCAUGUUUGUCGAUCCGGCGUUGGGCUUCACAAUUGGGUGGUCGAUUGUUUUUGCAGACGCAGUGGCCAAUCCGGCGGGCAUCGUCUCGCUCAUCGUACUCUGCCAGUACUGGGCUCCUGACCUUGACGCGGCUCUACCAGUCUGCUUCUUUGUCCUCGCAAGCCUCGUCACCAAUAUAUGGGACGUGCGUGUGUAUGCUGAGCUCGAGAGCUUCUUCGCGAUGCUCAAGAUCCUAACCGUGAUUGGCCUCAACAUCCUCAGCCUCUGUGUAGCCCUCGGCGCGGGACGUCAUGGCAAGACGGUAGGCUUCCGUUACUGGACUGAGCCUGCGCCCUUCAAGGCGUAUCUCGUCGACGGCCCAAUCGGACAAUUCAUUGGCUUCUGGUCCGUCAUGGUGUCGGCGGUCUACUCCUAUUCGGGCAUUGAAGCGACCUCCUUCAUCGCGGCAGAGACCCGAUCGCCUCGCCAGGUGAUCGCUCGAGCGAGCAAAGGAGUCUUUUUCCGCGUUGGCUUCAUCUAUAUGUGCUCGCUAUUCUUCCUCUCCAUGGCCGUCUCCUCAACGGAGCCGCGCCUCACCUCACAAGAAGGCAACGCCCUUGCCUCUCCCUUCGUUAUAGCAGCGAAUCGCGUCGGCAUCACAGGCAUCGCCUCAAUCGUCAAUGCGCUCAUCCUCCUCUCCGUCUUCUCAUCCAACAACACUUGCCUCUUGGCAGCCAGUCGAGCCUUGAUGGGCUUGGCUCUAGAUGGUCACGCGCCACGCUUCUUCGCCGAGACGCACAGGUGGGGCAUACCUAUGUGGGGAGUCUUGGUGUGCGCCGCUUUCAUGCCGCUGGCCUUUACGGUAUACUCGCAGGAGGCCUCGAUCGUGUUCGAAUAUUUUGUAUCCAUUGGGGCCUCUGGGACACUCAUGGAAUGGAUUGUCAUCUGCUGGACUACGGUUCGCCUACACAGCGGGAUGAGGGAGCAGGGCAUCAGUCAGGAAUCGCUGCCAUUCUGCCCUUGGGGUCAGCCCUGGCUUGCUUGGUACGGCUUAGUAAUGAGCGUCCUGUGCGCCGUGACGAACGGCUUCACCCUCUUCAUCGGGGAGGGCCUUCCGCGCCUAACGGCACAGCGCCUCAUCUCGGCCUACGCGAUGCCGAUCAUCACCAUUCUCCUCUACCUCGCCUUCAAGAUCAUUCGUCGUACCCGUUUCAUCCAAUCGCGCGACAUGCGCAUCCGUCCCUGGCUUGACCAGUGGAAGGAGAAUCCAGAGCAAUGGAUUGAGCCGGCGAGGGGAUGGGGGCGCCUCCUUUCGCUAUUGUGGUCGCACGACUAG